This is a messenger RNA of Oncorhynchus kisutch (coho salmon), 1884 nucleotides long. RefSeq names its product keratin, type I cytoskeletal 18. Gene Ontology annotation, cellular component: cytoskeleton. The transcript is spliced from 12 exons. The record is from RefSeq and is a predicted model, not a curated record. Gene Ontology annotation, molecular function: structural molecule activity. Lineage: Eukaryota; Metazoa; Chordata; Actinopteri; Salmoniformes; Salmonidae. The coding region runs from base 121 to 1323 and encodes 400 amino acids.
UCUCCAUAGAAAUUCAGCUGUAGCAUCAGUCUCAAGGUAGACAGCAUUAUCCAGGAUCCAUUCUCCAGGAUCCCUCUCUCCCUCUUUCUCUCACUGAAGAGAACAUAAUCCAGAGCCGUCAUGUCUUCCAGUUUCUCUUUGCGGAGCUUCUCUGUGGGCCGCCAACCCUCCUUCUCUAGUCUAUCUCUGAGAGACAGUGGCCGUGCCCACUCCAGAACCGCUGUGUCCUUUGCCUCCGCCAGCCCCCUGACCCGCUCUGCAUCCGUCAGCCGCGACAUGAGCGGCCAGCCCGUCACCUUGAACCUCAAUGGGCAGCUGGGUAACCAUACCAACGAGAAAGAGGCAAUGCAAGGCCUCAACAACCGCUUGGCCACUUACCUGGACAAGGUGCGCUCACUGGAGAAGUCCAAUUCAGAUCUGGAGCUGCGGAUCAAGCAGAUAAUGAUUGAGCGCAUCCCUGAAGGUCACGACUUCAAAACCAUGAUGGCCCAGGCCCACCAGGUGGAACAGGAGGUGAGGAGGAAGACACUGGAGAACGCUCGCCUCAUGCUGGAGAUUGACAAUGCUAAACUUGCAGCUGACGACUUCCGGAUUAAGUGGGAGACAGAGAUGUGCAUGUCCCAGUCUGUGGAGAGGGACUGCUUGGCCCUGAAGAAGGCCAAGGUGGACCAUGAGCAGAUCAUCAUGUCCCACAGAGGAGACCUGGACAGCCUGAAGGAAGAUCUCUACUUUCUGAAGAAGAACCAUGAGGAGGAGGUGGAGUCUAUGAAGGGCCACGUCGCUGCUCAGACUGUUAACGUGGAGGUGGACUCGGGCCGUGGAGGACCUGACCUGGGGACAGUUAUGUCAGAGCUCAGGACUCGGUACGAGGGCAUCGUCAAGAAAAACAAGGACCAGGCUGAGCUGUGGUACCUCAAGAAGCUGGACACGGUGCAGAACGAGGUGAAGGAGUCUAACGAGGCUCUCAGGGGAGCUCAGAGUGAGCUGGUAGAGAGACGACGCUUCCUACAGACCCUGGAGGUAGAGCUGGAGAGUCUGUACAAACAGGUGGCAGCUCUGGAGGGUAACCUCAGCGAGACAGGUCAGAAGUACAGCCUGGAGAUGGAGCGCCUGCAGGCCACGCUGUCCCAGCUGGAGGAGAACCUGUCUCAGCUGCGUCUGGACAUGCAGCGCAACAAGACAGACUACGAACAGCUGCUCCGCAUCAAGCAGAACCUGGAGAUGGAGAUUGCAACCUACAGAAGACUACUGGAGGGAGAGGAGACGAUUAAAGAAGUUCCCCCACCAAAAAAAAAGAGCCAGAGGUGUGGACCAGGAAGAUAGUGAAGGUGGUAACACAGACCAUGAUCAACGGCAAGGUGGUGGAUGAAUCCAGCGAGGUGGAGCAGAUAGAGGAUGAAGUGAAGAAGAAGUGAGAUGGGCAUAAUCGUCUUCAUCCUCCUCAUCACUCCUAACACCUGACACGCCUCCGCCAGACACAAGGGGCCAGCCAACCCAUUGGCUCCCACUAACACGGACGUCUGUUUAAUUCCCAUCAGAGUCUUAGUCUUCUCUGUUUCUCUCUGGAGUAUCCUGCAUGACCUCCUUCACAUGUCUGGAGAUAAUGAGAUGUACUGUAGGUGAAUGGGAUGUCUGCUACGGCAUCCAUUUUAGGAAGUCCCUCAGAUGUCAAAUGAAGCUCUCUCAGUUGUGUCCCCUCCUCUGUCAUGGUUGUUGUUGAAUAAAAGGUUUUGCUUUGAAACUAUGUAUUUCUCCAUUUAGGGAACAAAAUAUCCAUACGGUAGAUGUCUUUUAUUUGAAUUUCCUCUGUUUUGUUUUCCGACCUGCGUCUGUUUGUGUUCUAUAAACUUCUGUAAGGACUGAAAUAAAGGUUAGUCAUCAUUU